CCUGCGUGGGCGUGGAAGACAAAAGUGUUUAACAUACACGAAUGAAAAAACAGAGGGGAAAUCAAUCUUCUCCUUUCUUCCAAAGAGCAAAUCUUCCAUCUUUUUUUAAGAUUUUAACUCAACAAUGGAGUUGGAUCCUCGACAGUACGAGCACAUUGCUAUUAAUGACAAUGAUGUCCGCAACAUUGUCUUAUCAUAUCUUGUACAUAAUUGCUUCAAAGAGACUGCAGAAUCAUUCAUUUCUUGCACUGGGAUGAAGCUUCCUGCUGAUUAUCCAGUGGAUAUGGACAAAAGGAAACCAAUUGUCCAUUUUGCAUUGGAGGGAAAUGCUCUCAAGGCCAUAGAAUUGACAGAACAGCUGGCACACAACUUACUAGAGGAAAACAAGGACCUGCACUUUGAUCUCUUGAGCCUUCAUUUUGUUCAGCUUGUUUGCUCUAGAAAAUGCGCAGAAGCUCUUGAAUUUGCUCAAACCAAGCUUACACCAUUUGGGAGUGUUCAGAAAUAUGUUGAGAAACUGGAGGACUUCAUGGCUUUGCUUGCUUACGAGGAGCCAGAAAAAUCACCGAUGUUCCAUCUGCUUAGUUUGGACUAUCGGCAGCAUGUUGCAGAUAAUCUAAAUCGAGCAAUUCUGGCACAUGCUAACUUGCCUAGCUAUUCUGCAAUGGAAAGGCUGAUACAACAAACCACAGUGGUUAGGAAAUCCUUACAUCAAGAGCUUGGAAAGGAUGAACAUCCACCAUUUUCUCUGACAUCUUUCCUGAAGAGUUGAAGAAGGUGGCUGGAAUUUUCAGCAGGCAAACAAUGAGGCACAUUGCUUAAACAUCAGAUCAUCUGGUGUAAUAGUUGCUCAUGGGUGCAAUAUAAUCUUUGAAAUCUUGCUCGUUUGUAGAGAAUUAAUAGCAGAGAUGUCUUGUAUCCAGUCGUCGGCGUUUUGGUGAGAUGUGCCUUUCUCAGUUAAGUGGCCAGAAUCAAAAUCAGGUGCUUGGUAUUGGAGUCACAAAGUUGCCUUGUUCAUGGAUUGUUGGUCUUGGUGGGCGUGGCUGUCAUCUAUUUGCAUUUGUAAGCGAUUAGAAUAGUGCACUUUUCGAUUUUUUUUUAGGUGGUUGGUUUCACUGUUACUGAUAGAUAUCAGAAGAAACGAAAGAAUAGGAAUCACAAUCUUAUUUUGUUGCAAGAACUUGGAAAUUAUUGGUAUGUAAUAUUAUUUGGGAAGUAAAAGUUCCACUUUACUAA
Macadamia integrifolia is the source of this 1236-nucleotide messenger RNA. RefSeq names its product glucose-induced degradation protein 8 homolog. NCBI's taxonomy places the organism in Eukaryota, Viridiplantae, Streptophyta, Magnoliopsida, Proteales, Proteaceae. Gene Ontology annotation, cellular component: cytoplasm. Gene Ontology annotation, biological process: cell surface receptor signaling pathway; cytoskeleton organization. Gene Ontology annotation, molecular function: protein binding. The transcript is spliced from 7 exons. The record is from RefSeq and is a predicted model, not a curated record. Bases 125 to 772 code for a protein of 215 amino acids.